Pyricularia oryzae 70-15 is the source of this 2472-nucleotide messenger RNA. RefSeq lists its product as uncharacterized. The transcript has 3 exons. Lineage: Eukaryota; Fungi; Ascomycota; Sordariomycetes; Magnaporthales; Pyriculariaceae. The record is from RefSeq and is a predicted model, not a curated record. The coding region runs from base 241 to 1977 and encodes 578 amino acids. Gene Ontology annotation, biological process: regulation of transcription by RNA polymerase II. Gene Ontology annotation, cellular component: piccolo histone acetyltransferase complex.
AAAAAGUGGGGUCCUGGUGCCAACAGUGGUGCAACAAGCAGAGUUUUCCGCCCAAACAUGUCAACGUCGUUUGUCCAGCACGAUCAAUCAAAAGCAUCAAAAACGGCCUCAAAACGCGACUUUUUAUCAAAAAAAGUCGAUGGAACGUUGUCGCAGGCCUGAAUUUAUGUCCUGACUUUUUUUCGACGCGGCUUUUCCGCCGUUUUGUCGACAUCUUAACACCAAACCACAGACGGCACCAUGGCAACACGUAAAGUUCGCUACAAGAAACUCAACGUGAAAACCCCGCUGCCGGUUCUUCUAUUUUCUGAAAUCGAUUCAAACGAAUAUGAGGCCCUCAAGAAUGAGCAGAUCCAGACUGGCGUCGAGUCUGCUGAGGAAAAUGAGUACCAUCUUCAGGCUGUCCUGUCUACCACAGGUGUUGCUGCGGACAAGGAGAUCCCUGUUACUCAAACGCAAGAAAGCAACAUCAACUAUGAUGAGCUGUAUCCCACCAAGUUUGUCGAACCGACAAACUAUAUUCGCUUCUCGCAAACUGUUGAGGAAUGCAUAGGUUGUCCAUAUGAUAUGACAGAGGAUGAUGAAGCUUUUCUCGCAAAGUAUAACAAGGACCUGGCUGCUGGCACUGCCGCGCUGUCUGAGGAUGACUUUGAGAAAAUCAUGUUCGUGUUCGAGGAUACUGCAUCAGUCCAGGCGCCUUAUGCGGCCGUCGACAACACAGUUGUAUCCUACGACCACAUGGUGCCGCCACUGACAGAGUUGGAACUUCCAAGACUGAUGCUGCACGCCAAAGCAAUCUAUGAGCAUUGGAAAUCACAACGCCAGGCUAAAAAGGGGCCGCUUCAUCCCUCACUGAAAUUCGAGACUCACCAGGAAAGCGAUGAUCUGGACCCGUUCGUCUGUUUUAGAAGGCGAGAGGUUCGGCAGACUCGCAAGACUCGAGCUCGCGACACACAGAUCGCAGACAAACUGAAGCGCUUGCGGCGCGAGCUUGAGGAGGGCCGUGAGCUCAUCGCUUUGGCUCAUGGACGUGAAGUAAUGAAGCGUGAAAUGCUGAAUGUUGAUCGAGCCAUCUUUGAGCAAAGAUGCAAUGUUAAGAAGGUCAAGAUCAAACUCGGUAUUAAAACCGAUGAUGAGGAUCUUUACAACACCAAGCCUCAGAGGAAAAAGCCAGCAGAGGCACAACCGGUGCAACAGCGGGCUGCUGCUGGACCGGCACGCGUCGCUCCUCGCAGCGAUACCCGUGCGUCUGACGUAGACCUUGGGUUGUUAUCGGAACUCAAGGCUCAACGAGAAGAAGAGAUGCGAGUGGACAUCGAAACAAAGAUUGAAAAUCAUAAGAAAUGGAACGAAAAGUAUGUGGAUCUCACCAACUCAUCUUUGGUUGACAAGAAGCCCGAAACCGAACAAGAGCCCGACCCAGCGAAGUGGCGGCCGGUCAAGGUGCAAUACUUGAUGACGCCGCCGAAUAGUGCGUCGGCGGAGGAUUUAGAAGAGCCUACACCCAUGGAACUGGACGCACCAGCGCCUGCGCCUGUCCGUCGAUUCCAUGGACUAUCGGCGGAUGAUGAAGAUUACUCACCAGAUCCAAUGGAGUAUCGACGUCGCGUGGGUCGUCUUAACAGACUCUGGGUGGACAGGCGGCCUGUCAAAAAGCAACUGGUUGAUGUUGUCCCAACCCGUUUCCCGGUCGUUAGCGAUCGAUGGAAGUAUGAUUGUGACUCCAGUGAUGACGAAGACUCGGUGUAUGAGGUCGACCCUUUCGAUCUUCGUGCCCUCAAGUUUCGCGCUACUAUACCGCUGGGGUCAGCAGCACCGCGGCGCAUCGAGGGAUCUGCAGCGGCGCCUGUCACCAAUGGGACUGCGCGGCCAGCACUACCGUGGUCUGGAGGUGGCCAGCCACCGUCCCAGCAACCACAGCAGCAGCAGCAGCAACCUCAACCUCAGCCGCAACUGCAGAUGCAGCAGUCCGCCUGAUAGGCAUAGUGCUUAGGCAAGCUUCAUCCGCCUCUAAUAUUUCUUCGCUUCUUGUUUUCUUUUGAGUUUAUACCCGAUCGUUUGCAAUGCCGGAAAACAGGACAUGAUAUUUUCUUCUUCUUUUGGGUUGCGCGGGCAUGGCGUUGGGUGUGUUCUGUUUCCGGUUAGGGCUUUUUGUGUACUGUACAUAAUUGUAGAGGCUUGUACAUUGUGUAGAUUCGAACGGCGAGGGAUAUUUGGGGGAGCUGUACCUAGUCGAUGAUAUGAACUGGAGAGGUGGUUGCGCAGUCGCUUUGCGGUUGGCGGGAGUGUCAAAGCGUGUUUUUUUUUCUUCUUUUUUUGGCAUACCAGAUCUAGAGAGGCCAGGACCCCCAAAUAACACUACCGACGAGCGCCUUCUGGCCCAUUCCUUCAUGCCAACAAGUAUUAGCAAGUAAUCUCAAGAUAAAUAGUUGGACCACAAGCAAGAUUGUUCUCGGAGGAAUAGAAACCUAC